AUUGAAAUGUCGGAAGAUUUUAAGGGAAAAAGUUAUGAUCCAGAGAAGAAUACUGAUGAAGAUUCUGGUCCCGAGGAGACUGAAGAUAUUGAAGAGGAAGAUCUUGAUAAGCAAAUGGGUGAUGUUGACAAUGAAUUUGAAGAAAAAAUGGAAGAAAAGAACUGGGGAGACGAUUCAGAAGAUGAAAACGAAGACAUGAAAGAGACCGAAGAAACUGGCGGCGUUACUCAAGAUCAACAGUCCGAAAUGGCUGCCAAGGAGAGUGAUCUUGCAAAAGAUGAUAGUAAAAAUAAAAAGGAAAAGACGGAGGAAGAAUUGGGUGCAAAUAUGGAUGAUCAAGAGUGUGCCACUGCUCCGGAUCCAAUGAUAAAUCAACCCCCUCCUAAGGAUGCUGAUGUUCAUGAUUUGCCAGAAGAAAUGGAGAUUGUUGAUGAUGAUGGUGAUUACAAUGAAGAUGGUGAUGAAAACCCAGAAGAAAUGGACGAAUCUGUGGAAAAUGAAGAUAAUGUUUCAGAUGAUGAUGAUGAUGGUUCAAAAGAAGACUCGGAUGUUGAAAUAGAAGAACCUGAAAUGAAUGGAAAAGAAAUGAGUGAGAUAGAAGAAAUUGAAAUGAAUGAUAAUGGAAAGAAAGGUGAAACACAGAGCGUGGAGGAAGAUAAUGAAGAGGGAGAAGAUGAAAAUGAAAAAGAAAAUGGUGAUGACAUGCUCCCAACUCAAGGUCCAGAUUCAAAAGAAAAGUCCUUACCUGCACCAGAAGAAGUUGAACAUGGCUCAAAGGGAGCAGUCGAUCAGAAUGACAGGGUACAGAAUGGAUCAACAGAUGCUCAGGACUCCAAAGAACAGCAUAGAGAAGGGCAAGCUGAAGCUCAAAAUGCCGAAGAUGCUGGACAUGAAGGCAGAAAAUCUUCUUCCAUGACAUCCAAUCGAGAUAUCGAGGGACGUCAGCGCCCCAAACUGAAGCCUCCUUCAGAAAAUAGAAUCCUUGCUGAGGAUUCCAAUCCAGAGAGCAUGAAACAAAGACCUGUUCGCAACCAACGGAAUCUUGAAGAACAUUCCAAAUCUGAUCCUGACGGGAUGGUGGAAAUUUAUGAGCAUGUUUCUCGUGAAGAAGAUGGUUCCCACAAAGCAGUUGACACGGCAACAGAACAGCAAGCAGCCAAACGACCACCACGACAGCAGUCCCAUUACUCUGACGAUGAGGAGGUUAUUGAAAUUCUAUCAUCUGAUGAGGAAGAAGAACCUCCAAAAGCUACAGGUGACGUAGUUUGCCGAAAUCCCAAGGAUAAGGCUGGUAAAAGAGGUAAUGCUGACGAAACAGACGAGGUUAUGGAAGUUGACGAAGAUGACUGCCCCAUCAUUGUCACGCACCACAUCGCUCGUGGACCGGAUUCGACGAUCCACACGCGUUUUGACCUGUGGGCAUCUCGGUCGGCCAAUGAAACUGAGCACUGGCGGGAUCCACGAGAGAUGGAUUUGGCAAGUGGAGGAAGAGAGCUUUCCGCAUCCUCAGAUGAAGUGUGGCAUCAGAUGGAGGGACGACUGGCUUACUUACAACAAGAGCUGUUUGAGCAGUUGCGGCUUGUGCUCGAGCCGACGAAAAUGUCCAAAUUCAAAGGCGAUUACCGCACCGGGAAGCGUCUGAACAUGCGCAAGAUCAUUCCGUACAUUGCCAGCCAGUAUCGCAAAGACAAGAUUUGGCUGAGGCGCACCAAACCCAGCAAGCGAGAGUACCUGAUCAUGCUAGCCCUGGACGAUUCUUCCAGCAUGAAAGCCAACCAGUGCGGGCAGUUGUGCUAUGAGUCUGUGGCACUCCUCUCACAGGCCCUCACCCUCUUGGAGGCAGGAGAUCUGUGCAUGAUCAGUUAUGGCGAGACUGUGAAGCAGCUCCUCUCUUUCAGCGAGCAGUACUCCCCGAGUGUGGGUGCAAGAAUCUUAUCCGGCAUGUCUUUCCAACAGGAAAAGACCAACUUGGUCGAGAUGCUCAACUGGGCCACAGAGCUGAUGGCUCAGGCGAGGGCCGGAAAUCACUCCCUGAUGUCCCGAGAGACUGCUCAGCUCUUGAUCAUUCUCUCUGAUGGACAAGGCGUCAACAAUUACGGCGAUGUGGUGCAGAAAGCCAUCAGAAGAGCUCGAGACAACAACAUCUUCAUCAUUUACGUUAUUUUCGAUAAUCCCGAGAGCAAGAAAUCAAUUCUAGAUGUGCAGAGAAUAAUUAGUUGCGAUCCAUAUCAAGCUGAGCCCUAUAUGGAUUCCUUUCCUUUCCCAUUUUAUAUCAUCCUGAGGAACAUUUCAGAUUUGCCCAAAGUGUUGGGGGAAGCUCUUCGUCAGUGGUUCGAACUUGUUACAUCUGUGGAACGUUAAAUCUCAUUUGGCUCACUCAUUGGAGUAUUUCUAUUGAUUUCACUGUUUUUACCUAAUUCAUUAUAUCA
Uloborus diversus is the source of this 2429-nucleotide messenger RNA. RefSeq names its product midasin-like. NCBI's taxonomy places the organism in Eukaryota, Metazoa, Arthropoda, Arachnida, Araneae, Uloboridae. Gene Ontology annotation, cellular component: preribosome, large subunit precursor. The transcript is spliced from 10 exons. Bases 7 to 2361 code for a protein of 784 amino acids. Gene Ontology annotation, biological process: rRNA processing; ribosomal large subunit assembly. The record is from RefSeq and is a predicted model, not a curated record.